AUCUUCAUUUCACACUGCAUGUGCGCCCUGGCCUAACUAACGUUUAUUAGGGAAUGGACGUGUGUGUGCGCGUGUGAUAGAAUAGUACUCGUCAUGUUGACUUAGUGUAGAUAACCUGGAGAAGACUGACUUUUUGGGUGUUUCCAGAAAUUAAUAUUUUCUUCAUCACCGUACUUCAGCUUGCCUGUGACUAAGUCGACAAGCGUUGGACACGGACUUUAUCCAGGGUAGCGAAGCGUGUGAUAGCCUACCUUAUAACACAGGCAGGUGGUGGAUUCAGUCCAGGGUUGACAGAGCAGCUGACAACACGUACUCUCGUGAGGAGCACAAGGUGUAUGACUAGGUCUUACUGGCAUGAUCGGUCCGGUGGAAACGGGAUAUUACCCAGAUCUGCCUCACACUAUAAGGAAAUGCAAGUUUUUAUUUGAUGGGAAUAAUUAUUUCAACACCUCAGUAUGUCAUGACAUCGGGAUUUCGUCACAUAACUAGUGUUAAAUCUAUUUUUAACGGAUGUACUGUUCCUUGUUGCAAGUAUAUCAUCCAGGGUAUUUGACUGCAUUUAGUUAUUUAUAGAUAUAUGUAUAUAGAUAAACAUAUAUUUUAUACACUGCGGAAAGCUUCAAACCAAAGGUGAAGGUCAGUUGGUACUCCAAAUGAGGAAGACGGGACUAGCCAUGUCUCGUGCAGUGACCUUGACCUUGUGUGUUUUGGCCGGAUUGUGUACUCUGCUUCAGCUGGUCAGUUUUGCUAGCCAGGGAUGGGGAAUCUGGACAGACAAGAUCACUAAGAGGAAAGUGUAUAUAGGACUGUGGUACAGUGUGGUUUGUGACUGGCCGUCCGGAUACUGUGCUAGCAUUUCUCAUCAUGAAGAACACCAGAAAAAUGUCGAAAAUGACGAAUUGAUGAAAGAGCCGCAGUACGCUCUCCGAGUUUGGGGUCAAGUGAUCGUGACCUUUGCCGUAUUUUUCUGCAUCAUUGGAUUCACCUGUGUCACGUUGAGCUGUCGUCUGCCACGACACAAAAGACGCUUCAACCUUGGAUCCGCAAUUGCGUUUGUGUCUUCAGGCUUCCUUAUGCUGUCCGUAAUAGGACACUGGACAGCGGACCUAAGUACGUAUGCGCGCAUCCGCUUGGACAAUUCCCGUAACAUAUACCACUUCCCGUGGUCCCUUCUUGUUGGGGGCUUAGGAGGGGUCCUCGCUCUGGCUGUCGGGGCAACCAAACUGCUGUUACUGUGUGCUGAGCUCCAGCCUGGGGAUGAAGGCCCGGGAGAUAAUACAUACAUCCCAAUGACGCAACAGAAUUCUGUACCUGCCCCGGGGGUUCCAGUAGAGGAAGGGGUCACAUACCCACCACAGCCUGAAUCAUUUCACAAGGGUGGGGAAUUUUCUUCAUCUGACAGCUACAAGGCGGAGUAUCCCUCCCUAGAGACGGGAAAAUCACAACUUAUCACCCAGUGUGACCAACAAAACCACCAGAAUGAAUGCAGUGUAAAAUGCAUGCUCUAACUAAAGGACAACACAUUGUUGUCGUGAUUUGCUCACGUGUCCAAAAUCUUGCUAGUCACGACCAGUAUCGUGUGCAAAUGUGCAGCGGAAGUGACGUGUAAAGUAUUGUGUUUAUGGUAACCAAAACUGAACUUUGGGUGAACAAAACGCACUUUGUAUAUGCUUUUGAACAUGACAUUUAAACAAUCUACGGAAAAAACCAACCCAUGUACAAGGCGGAUUUGACGUCAACAAUUUUCAGUGCCCGGAAAUAGUAUUUGGUGUUACCUGUGAGAUUCUGGAACUAAUAGCGGCUGUUUUCUAAAACUGGUUGUGAAAUCAUAUCGUUUUGUCCAGACUUCAUGACCCCGAUCAUUUGUCUAAAAUGAUGAGAACAAAUCCUAAAGUGUUCAUGUUAGAUCUUGAAUGACUGUCUAUUUUUAUGCUGUGCUUGUGUAAAUGACGUGAUAAUAUUGAAAUUUCACACUAAGUUUUAGUGCUAUACAAAUGUUACCUUCUAAUUACAUACAACUAUAUAUGUCUAAUCAUACAGCUUUUCAUCAUACAUGACAAACGCUUUUCAGACCAUGACUGUCUUUUUCGUUUUCACAUCGAUGGAGUGUUGCUACCAACUCCACAUGAUUACAUCGUUUGUGAUGUUUAUUGUAUUGUGAUACAAAAGUGUCAAUAACAGAGCUGAUUUGAAUGGAGUGAUGUUCUGUCUGCUGUUUCCUGUGUGAACCUAUUUACUUCCCAAUGUGUCAUAGAUUGACUUAAAUUAGGUUUAACCUGAUUUUUGUAAAGUUCAUCCUCUCAAAGUACACAGAACUCUAAAUCAUCCUGCAAAGUGCAUAUUUUUUUUCAAUUUUAAUUUAAUAUUCUUCCACAUUGAGAUCCAUAAAGCACUUGCUUUCCUUGUGUUGUCAUAGAACUAAGGUUUAUCUUGUUGUAGGAGUUGUCUUGAAAAUAUCAAGCGACAAGAACAUUAACCAAAAGGAGAAUGUGUAUGGUUUUAUCUCAUAGUGACUUGUUUAAACCAGAAUAUUGAAUAGUUGUGGAAUCAAAUUGAUCACAAUUUUACAAACUUUUAUGGAUAACGUCAUGGUUCAUUGAUGGCGAUAGACAUGUGAAGUUGAUGUCAUUCAUGAAUCUUUAUUUUUGUUAAGUUUUUUUCCCUCCCGCACAAAGUGUGAUUUAAUUUCACAUUUCCAUUUGUUUUUAAAGGAAAGCUAUUCUAACUUUAGAUAUUAAACAUGGUGGGAUUGGACACAUCAUCUUUUCUUAAAAUUUUCAAUACAAACCCAUCCAUUUAUCUGUUUCUAACUUUAGAUCUCCUCCAUUUAUCUGUUUCUGACUUUAGAUCUCCUCCAUUUAUCUGUUUUUGACAUUACAACUCACCCAUUUAUCUGUUUUUGACAUUACAACUCACCCAUUUAUCUGUUUUUGACAUUAUAACUCACCCAUUUAUCUGAUUUUGACAUUACAACUCACCCAUUUAUCUGAUUUUGACAUUACAACUCACCCAUUUAUCUGUUUUUGAAAUUACAACUCACCCAUUUAUCUGUUUUUGACAUUACAACUCACCCAUUUAUCUGAUUUUAAAAAUUAGAUUUAUGCUAUUGAUAGGGUAAGAAAUAUUUACCAAACCAUUUGUUGUUAUUUCAUAUUUCCAUCUUUACAAACUCUAGAGAUUUUAUUUUGCUUUGUUUUAAAUUAUAUGGAACUGAUGAAUGUUAACAAUCAUCCUACAUUUUGAUGAGAUUUAGUUUUCGUCUACUAGGUCUUAACAAGGGAAAAUGUUUGAAAAAAAGUCAAAAGUCAAAUUCACGAAAUGCUUGAAAUGACAUCCUCAAUUUUCCAUCAUCACUUUAGCCCUGUCUAUUUACUUUAUUGGGAAUUACGUUGCCUAGGUUAAUGUGUGUUAUGUUAGAGUGUACAUUACGUUAAUGUAUGUGUGUUAUGUCAAUGUGUGUGUUGUGUUAGAGAGUGUGAUAUGUCAAUGUGUGCGUUGUGUUAGAGAGUGUGUGUUGUGUUAGAGAGUGUGUUAUGUCAAUGUGUGUGUUGUGUUAGAGAGUGUUUUAUGUUCGAGUGUGUUUUGUCAAUGUGUGUGUUAAGUUAGAGAGUGUUUUAUGUUCGAGUGUGUUUUGUCAAUGUGUGUGUUAAGUUAGAGAGUGUUUUAUGUUCGAGUGUGUUUUGUCAAUGUGUGUGUUAAGUUAGAGAGUGUUUUAUGUUCGAGUGUGUUUUGUCAAUGUGUGUGUUAAGUUAGAGAGUGUUUUAUGUUCGAGUGUGUUUUGUCAAUGUGUGUGUUAAGUUAGAGAGUGUUUUAUGUUCGAGUGUGUUUUGUCAAUGUGUGUGUUAAGUUAGAGAGUGUUUUAUGUUCGAGUGUGUUUUGUCAAUGUGUGUGUUAAGUUAGAGAGUGUUUUAUGUUCGAGUGUGUUUUGUCAAUGUGUGUGUUAAGUUAGAGAGUGUUUUAUGUUCGAGUGUGUUUUGUCAAUGUGUGUGUUAAGUUAGAGAGUGUUUUAUGUUCGAGUGUGUUUUGUCAAUGUGUGUGUUAAGUUAGAGAGUGUUUUAUGUUCGAGUGUGUUUUGUCAAUGUGUGUGUUAAGUUAGAGAGUGUGUUAUGAUAGAGAGAGUGGGUUAUGUCAAUAGAUGUUCUAUGUCAAUGUUAUGUUAAGUUUGUUUUGUAUGUAUUAUGUUGGUGUAUGUAUUAUUUGUGGUGUGAUAUGAUAGCGCAUAUGUUAUGUGUGUGUUAUGUUAGUGUAUGUAUUAUUUGUGGUGUGAUAUGAUAGCGCAUGUGUUAUGUGUGUGUGUUAUGUUAGUGUAUGUGUUAUUUGUGGUGUGAUACGAUAGCGCAUGUGUUAUGUGUGUGUUAUGUUAGUGUAUGUAUUAUUUGUGGUGUGAUACGAUAGCGCAUGUGUUAUGUGUGUGUUAUGUUAGUGUAUGUGUUAUUUGUGGUGUGGUAUGAUAGCGCAUGUGUUAUGUGUGUGUUAUGUUAGUGUAUGUAUUAUUUGUGGUGUGAUAUGAUAGCGCAUGUGUUAUGUGUGUGUUAUGUAAGUGUAUGUGUUAUUUGUGGUUAGAUAUGAUAGUGUAUGUAUUAUAUUAUUGUAUGUGCUCGAUGUUUACUGUCCCACUGACAAUUUUUCAUCAUUACUCAUCAAGACGAAAACUAUCUCUGUCCAUAUUAUUUUAUAUUUUUUUCUGGAGGGAUAUUUUAGAAAAAAAUAGUAACAUUUUUUCAUUACGUAGUAAUAUUUUUAUGCAUUUUUCAUCCGUUUAUUAUAUGUUCAAUAUUUAUUUUUUAAUUAUUUUCAUAAGGAAGAUCUGUGGGUUUCUGUUACCUUUACUUAAAAACAAAAGAAAGAGAAAUGAAAGAAGGAAGAAACAGAAUCAACAACUUGAUUGGGAAAGAAAUGUUUCCAUGCACUUCGAUUCAAAACAUGUUUCGUUCAAAUUUUAAAACUUCCAAGGAUAAGCCGAAUCUUAUGACUGCUGACUUUUCAUUCUUUUUGGGUUUUUCGGUUUUUAUUUUUACGUUUUUGAGAUUCCAAUCUUACCCUUAAUUUUGUUUGCCUCAAAACACGUCAUUUUCAAUGUUUGUAAUAUAAAGAUGAACAUAUCUUAUUAUCGCUCAUUGAAAUUUGUUCUUGUCUUAAAUAUUGAAAAGUGUUAUUUUUAAUAUCUUUUUAUAAACAAAAUUAAUUAUGAUAAAAUGUAUAGUCUUAUAUAUCUCAUUCCCUUAAUGAUUUUUUUUCAAAUAUCCGUUUAGAUAUUGUUUACUUUUUCCAUGUCUGAUACGGGAAACAUUUAAACCAUGAUUGUUAACCCAAACACCUUACUGUAUGUCUAUGUAUACCUUUACAAUUUACCAUUCCAUAUUUGUUUCCCGUUUCCAUUGAACCAAGUGCCAGUGACCUAUAUUCCAUACCAUGCCACCUAGAGGGAUUGUGUUGGAGAGAUAAACCUUUUGAAUUAUUUUCUGGGCUGUUUAAAUUUUUGUAACUAUUUUAGUCAAUGAUGUGACAGCAACAUAGGAAGGGUUCACUUCCAAAAAAUUAGAUCCAGUUCUUGUCUUGAUAGCAUCUUCCACGGAGAUAAAAAUCUCUGUAUUAUCUAAGACCAUGUUUAAAAACUUUCAAAAUUGAUGAUUUCACAAAAAAGUUACUUCCUCUCAUUUUGGUGGAAUUCAAUGUAUUAUGUUCAGAGCAGCAACUCCGGAAUACAAGGAUCCCUCUAUUUGUUCAGUAACUAAUGCAUUUCCAAGAUAUACAAACAUCCAUAUCCCCAAUUUAGUUCCCGAAUUCUAAUCUCCACACAGUCCCCCUUUGACAUCCUUCCAGAUAUUUUCUCUAAUAAUGAAAAUCGCCUAUUUUUCGCGUUUUCAUUACCAGAUGUAAGGCUUAAAGUUUGUAUCGAAUUAAGCUUGUCUGCUCCUGCUUUCGAUAAUCUUUUUUUUCAGUUUAUGAGGUCCACGUGCUUGAACAUAUCAAAUAAAUGAUAAAAAGCAGUGUUAUGUAGAAAUGUUAAAGAAUUCAGACUUUUAAAUGGGAAAUGUAACCACGAAAUUAUAUCAUAACAACAAUGAAGAAAAACUUUCCAGUCACUUUCUAAGUUAUAAAUCAAUAACGGAUUGUUAAAAUUAAUUGUGGUUAUUAUCUAAACAAAAACAAGAACUACAAUGCUGCGAACAAUAUUUGAUCCUCAGUAUGUGAUUAAUUCAUUCCAUACAUCAACUACUGUGUGUGUUUGUCACGUGUUAUCUCAUUGUCAAGUGACGAUCGAUGUUUUGUUGAUAUUCAGUGGAAAAUAUAAGGUGAGCUGAUAUCGAAUCUUCGAAUUACUGGGUUCGGAUUUAUCGAUAUUUCACUGAAUAUUUUUAUGUAAGGGAGAUAACUCUCGUAAAGUUUGUCGCAAUUACGAUCGAAUUCCAUGUAAUGGAACACUAUUAUUUUUGUUUGUUUAACACACAAUUUCAUCAAUGUAAGCCGAUAUAUCCGAGUUAUUAUGAAUAAAAUGCUCAGUAUGGUUUGCAAAAAAUU
Molecule: messenger RNA, 6522 nt
Organism: Ylistrum balloti
Lineage: Eukaryota; Metazoa; Mollusca; Bivalvia; Pectinida; Pectinidae
Exons: 4
Coding region: 654-1508 (284 amino acids)
Source: RefSeq, a predicted model, not a curated record